GCGUUUGACAGCUUGCCAGUGGGCUAGAAAAAAAUCGGAGGAGAAUAGACCCUGGCUGGCUCAUUACUAGGAAAGAGGCGUCAUCUGCCUCCAUAGAAAGCUAGGGAGUGUUUAUUUGCCUUUGCGCCCUGUACAUAGCUUACCUAACGAGGAUAUGGUUUUUAUUUUGACGAACGGCUGAUUUUCAUUAGAGGUAGGAUUUUUUUUUAUUAGCGACGCACCGCUGGUUGAGGCUUCGUCGUCAAUGUGGCCAUGAAUCCGGCUGAACAGACGGUGACAUGGCUCAUCACCCUCGGCGUGCUGGAAUCGCCGAAAAAGACCAUUUCGGACCCCGAAGGUUUUUUGCAGACAUCGUUAAAAGAUGGGGUGGUUUUAUGCAGGCUGCUGGAGCGACUGCGUCCAGGCACUACAGAGAAAAUUUACCAGGAACCUAAGAACGACAACGAGUGCUUGAACAACAUCAAGGAGUUUCUCAAAGGCUGCACCACGUUUCGGGUCGAGCCCUUUGAGCCCAGUGAUUUGCUGCAGGGUCAGAACGUUACCAAGGUCCUCAGCACUCUGGUGGCUCUCAACAAAGUCACUGCAGACAUCAGUGUGGGUGGUGACUCUGUGGGCUCUCGCCUCUCCUCCACACCGCGGAUCAAGUCCUUUGAGUCUCUGUCCUCUCAAUCCUCCCUGGCACGAUCCUCUAAGUCUCUCCACAACCAGUUCCGGAGCCUGGACAUGACUGAGAACAGUAAUGCCCAGCUGGUGGUGAAGGCUCGCUUCAACUUCCAGCAGACCAAUGAGGACGAGCUGUCCUUCUCCAAGGGUGACAUCAUCCAUGUCAUCCGCACUGAGGAGGGAGGCUGGUGGGAGGGCAGCUUCAACGGGAAGACCGGCUGGUUCCCCAGCAACUACGUCCGCGAGAUCAAAGAGAAGCCCGUGUCCCCCAAGUCUGGUACGCUGAAGAGCCCCCCAAAAGGGUUUGACACCACUGCCAUCAGCAAGACCUACUACAACCUGGUGCUUCAGAACAUUCUAGAGACCGAGACGGAAUAUUCCAAAGACCUGCAGAACCUUCUGUCCAAUUACCUGCGCUCGCUCCAAAACACAGACAAGCUCAGUAGCUCAGACAUCAGCGUCAUCCUGGGGAAUCUGGAGGAGAUCAGCACGUUCCAGCAGACUCUUGUCCAGUCCCUGGAGGACAUCACCAGACACCCAGAGACGCAGCAGAGGGUGGGAGGCUUCUUCCUCAAGCUCAUCCCCCAGAUGAAGUCUCUGUACGUGUGCUACUGCUCCAACCACCCCUCCACUGUCAACGUUCUGAUGGAGCACAGUGAGGAGCUGGGGGAGUUCAUGGAGAGUAAAGGGGCCAGCAGUCCCGGCAUCCUCACCCUGACCACAGGCCUGAGUAAGCCCUUCAUGAGGCUCGACAAGUACCCCACCCUGCUCAAGGAGCUUGAGCGGCACAUGGAGGAGGGUCAUCCUGAUAGGCCGGACAUUCAGAAGUGCAUGACUACAUUCAAAAGCCUCUCGGCGCAGUGUCAGGAGGUGCGCAAGCGCAAGGAGCUGGAGCUGCAGAUCCUGACGGAGAGCAUCCGGCUGUGGGAGGGCGAGGACAUCCACACGCUGGGCUCCGUGCUCUACAUCAGUCAGGCCAUGGUGCAGAGCCACAGCUCCGAGGAGAGACAUGAGCGCUACCUCCUGCUCUUCCCUCACGUGCUGCUCCUCCUCUCUGCCAGCCCCAGGAUGAGUGGAUUCAUCUUUCAGGGGAAGCUGCCAUUGACGGGCAUGAUGGUGACCAAACUAGACGAGUCUGAAAGCCACAAAAAUGCCUUUGAGCUGUCUGGGAGCAUGUUUGAGCGGAUCAGGGUGAUGUGCUUCACACAGCAGGACCAGCAGGACUGGCUGGAUCACCUGACGCGCCAGACCAAACACACCUCCAUGACCGCGCCCAGCCUCAAGCCCCUCACCGUGCCCUGCCACACGCUCCCAUCCCACCCCCUGACUCCGUCCCGACAGUCGGAGAGCCGGGGGCUGACCGUGGGCCCUGCCUACCACACGCUGCCGCACCCCUCCUCCCAUGGGGCCCCUCACAGCACCAUGAUGUGGGGCCCUCUGGAGCCGCCCAAGACCCAGAAGCCCUGGAGCCUCAGCUGCCUCCGCCCCGCGCCCCCCCUCAGGCCCUCCGCCGCACUCUGCUACAAGGAGCAGGACCUCAGCAAAAGCCCCAAGAGCAUGAAGAAGCUGCUGCCCAAGCGUAAGCCUGAGAGGAAACCAUCUGAUGAGGAGUUUGCCCUGCGCAAGAGUACGGCAGCUCUGGAGGAGGAUGCUCAGAUCCUGAAGGUGAUCGAGGCCUACUGCACGAGUGCCAAGACCAGACAGACUCUCAACUCAACAUGGCAAGGGACAGACCUGAUGCACAACCACGUGCUGGACCAGUCCAGUGUGGACCCUCUGGGCCACCGUAGCAGCGUGUCGCGGCCGGAGGGCAGCUCGGACCUGUCGGAGGACUCGGACUAUGACAGUAUAUGGACGGCCCACAGUUACAGGAUGGGGCCCAUGACUCGCACGAGGCGUGACACGGGACCGUCCGCACUGUUUCCAGAGAGGAUCAUCGUCGAGGAGACCAAGAGCAACGGUCAGACCGUCUCCGAGGAGAAGAGCCUGGUGGACGUAGUGUACGCCUUAAGAGAUGAGGUGCGGGAGCUGAAACAGGACAAUAAAAAGAUGAAACGAUCUCUGGAGGAGGAGCAGAGAGCACGAAAAGAUCUGGAGAAGAUUGUAAGGAAAGUCUUAAAGAACCUGAACGACCCAUCCUGGGAUGAGACCAACUUAUGAGUUUUCGUGUGUGUGUGUGUGUGUGUGUGUGUGUGUGUGAGUGUGUGACAUUUUUGGUACAUUUGAUCUGCUUGCAUGGGUCUUUCCCUGUUGAAGGGAUGUGUGUCUGCAAGCAUAUGGUAACACAAACAUACAGGUGAGCAUGUAAAGUGUGUGUGUGUAACUGUACAUGCCUGCAAAUUCAAGUAUGUUUGUGUGUGCGUGUGCUAUGUGGUUAAGGCGAGUGAGAAUUCUAAACUUGCCGUCCUGCUGAUGUACUGACCAAGGGUACCGUCCACAGUGAUGCCAGCGGUCUAUUGCCCCACCCCCUGUGCCUCUCAUUCCAGCCUCACUGACCAAUCAAUGCAGGGGAAAGGACACAACCAUGCAUCACUAUGGGGACUUGCAACCGCAUUCUGUUUUCAGGAAUAAACAUCAUUCAAUCAGGCUGGAUUACCUGACUUAAGUAAUUAUGCCAAGUUAUGGACCUCAGUUUGAUUCCAAACAGGAUUUUUAUGCAAAACUUUCAGGAUGGGUCUUAACCACUCUAGGGCGUGAACCGUAGACAAGUGCGUGUUUUUGUGUGUGUUUGUGGUCGAGAGAGAUGCGGUGAAGAGGUACUAAAUUUAUAUAACUGACUUUUUAAAAAAUAAUGUAAAUAUAUAUAUAAUGCAAACACAUGCCGUCCUCAGCAUGUUCUCCUUCCAUUUCCACUCUUUCAAAUUAAACUUUCAGUGGCUUUAAACUGGUUUCGCCUUCUCCCCUGCGACUCCCCUCCCCUUGUACUCAAAAAGGUACAAUCUUAUGUUUUAUGUGACCCCUGAGGUACAAUGUGCAGGAAAAGCUCAAUGCCUUGAAUGCACAACAUGUUUUUUAAUUGUAGUUUUUUUUUCCUUCAUUUUAUUUGUGAAACUUGCAGCUGACAAAGCCAAGAGGUGUGAUCCUGAGUCUUAGAACAUUCAGUCAAAAAGCUUAUUUAUUUUUCAGUCUCGCACUAUGUUUCUGAAAACACCAACCUCUGUACAUACAAAACUGUAAAUAAAGACCUCUACUGUUUUUCA
Messenger RNA from Alosa sapidissima (American shad), 3863 nucleotides. It is a transcript of the gene arhgef7a, whose product is annotated as Rho guanine nucleotide exchange factor (GEF) 7a. The coding region runs from base 253 to 2823 and encodes 856 amino acids. The record is from RefSeq and is a predicted model, not a curated record. The transcript has 22 exons. NCBI's taxonomy places the organism in Eukaryota, Metazoa, Chordata, Actinopteri, Clupeiformes, Clupeidae. Gene Ontology annotation, biological process: intracellular signal transduction. Gene Ontology annotation, molecular function: guanyl-nucleotide exchange factor activity; protein binding.